Molecule: messenger RNA, 2238 nt
Organism: Gossypium raimondii (Peruvian cotton)
Lineage: Eukaryota; Viridiplantae; Streptophyta; Magnoliopsida; Malvales; Malvaceae
Exons: 13
Coding region: 199-1761 (520 amino acids)
Biological process (GO): intracellular signal transduction; peptidyl-serine phosphorylation
Molecular function (GO): protein serine/threonine kinase activity; ATP binding
Source: RefSeq, a predicted model, not a curated record
UUUUCUCUUCCAUCAUCUCUCUUCCUUGGCUGUUGCAGUAAAUCAGAAAGUUUUUAUCUUUCUUUAAGUAAAGAGAUAUACAGAAAAAAGUUGAAAGCUUUUAGAAGAGGAAAUAUAUAAAUAUAUAUACUGAGAGAGAGAGACAGACAGACAGACGGAGAACGGGAGAUUUUAGAGAGAGAGAGAGAGAGAGGGGAAAUGGAGGGUAUAGAGGAAGAAGAGAGUGGAGAAGAGGAGGUGUUAGGGUCAAGCUUGACGAUGGAGAAAGUGGCGGCUGCUAAACAGUUUAUCGAGAAUCAUUAUAGAGCUCAGAUGAAGAAUAUUCAAGAACGCAAAGAAAGACGAUGGGUCCUUGAGAGAAAGUUAGCUGCUUCAGAUGUGCCCAAGGAGGAACAGAUCAAUCUGAUAAAGGAUUUAGAGAGGAAAGAGACAGAGUUUAUGAGACUUAAAAGGCACAAGAUUUGUGUGGAUGAUUUUGAUCUUUUAACCAUUAUUGGCAGGGGAGCCUUUGGUGAGGUUCGGUUGUGCCGGGAGAAGAAAUCUGGAAAUAUUUUUGCAAUGAAGAAGUUAAAGAAAUCUGAAAUGCUUAUGAGGGGACAGGUAGAACAUGUUAGAGCUGAGAGGAACUUGCUGGCAGAAGUUGCAAGCCACUGCAUAGUAAAACUUUAUUAUUCAUUUCAGGAUGCCGAGUACUUGUAUUUGAUCAUGGAAUAUCUUCCUGGUGGUGAUAUGAUGACUCUGCUAAUGAGGGAGGAUACCUUAACUGAAAAUGUAGCCAAGUUUUACAUUGCGCAGAGUGUCUUGGCCAUUGAGUCUAUUCACAAGCAUAAUUACAUUCACAGAGACAUUAAACCUGACAACCUUCUUCUGGACAAAAAUGGUCACAUGAAGUUAUCAGAUUUUGGCCUUUGUAAGCCUAUUGAUUGUGCAAAUUUACCAGCAAUCUAUGAGAAUAAGCCCAUGGAUGAUGAGAAUAUGACAGAACCUAUGGAUAUUGAUGGAUGUAUUACUGAUAAGAGCAGUUUUAGAAGCCCUCGUGAGCAGCUUCAGCAUUGGCAGAUGAACAGAAGAAAGUUGGCAUUUUCAACCGUGGGAACGCCUGAUUACAUAGCUCCUGAAGUGUUACUGAAGAAAGGAUAUGGCAUGGAAUGUGACUGGUGGUCAUUAGGAGCAAUAAUGUACGAAAUGCUAAUUGGAUAUCCACCAUUUUAUUCAGAUGAUCCAAUUACCACAUGCAGGAAGAUCGUGCACUGGAAAAGUCACCUAAGAUUUCCUGAAGAUUCAAGGAUAAGUCAUGAGGCAAAGGAUCUCAUAUGUAGAUUGCUGUGUGAUGUUGACCACAGAUUGGGUACUGGAGGGGCACAUCAAAUUAAAGCUCAUCCUUGGUUCAAUGACGUUGUAUGGGAUAAACUCUAUGAGAUGGAGGCAGCAUUUAAACCUGAAGUGAAUGGGGAGUUAGAUACUCAAAAUUUUAUGAAGUUUGAUGAAUUGGAUGCUCCAGCACCAGCAAGAACUAGCUCGGGACCUUCACGGAAGAUGCUUUUAACGCCCAAAGAUCUAAAUUUUGUUGGUUAUACAUACAAGAACUUUGAUGCGGUCAAAGGGCUACGCCAUACUUUUGAUUUCAAGAAUCCAUCAAUGGAACAGCAAUCCCAUGGUUCUAUAUAUGGUGAUUCAGGGGUAGGUUAUUCUACUAAGCAAUCAGCUGAGGAAACAGAGAUGCAAAUGCUUGCAUCAGCAGGUGAUCCCAUGUUGCCAUAAAGUAACUGAAGGGAAAGCCUGUUACAGUGAUAUAUGGAUAUUUCUGCUUGUUUUAAAGUAGGCAAUCCUCCAAGAUCUUCAGUUCUUGUGCAGUGGCUGCCAUCUGAUUUAUGGAACCACUUUGUUAAGUGUACAGAAGUAUUUAAAGAAAAAUCUAAAAACCCAGUUCCUAGUUGACUGGUAGAACAAGCUGAGACCCUUUUUUUUCAGCCAAAUAGGCUGUGUAUUAGAAGUUAGAUCAGGGUUCUGAACUUGCUGAUGCACUGGCACUGGCUGCCCAGGUUGGCUUUAGUAAAAUUUGCCUUCUCUAGUGGCAGUUUCUGGUCAAAAUUUUUAAGUGAUAUCAAACUCCUGAGAAACUCUAUUAAGCCAUUUUGGGAAUAGUGAUUCCCCCCUAUAGUUGUGUGUAAACUUAUUAGCAAAAAACUAGAAAUCAGCUGCGAGGAAAUAACAUUUUGCUGAUAAAAUUUCAUUUCA